This is a messenger RNA of Nematostella vectensis (starlet sea anemone), 3088 nucleotides long. Its product is annotated as tyrosine-protein phosphatase non-receptor type 21. Gene Ontology annotation, biological process: protein dephosphorylation. NCBI's taxonomy places the organism in Eukaryota, Metazoa, Cnidaria, Anthozoa, Actiniaria, Edwardsiidae. The record is from RefSeq and is a predicted model, not a curated record. Gene Ontology annotation, molecular function: protein tyrosine phosphatase activity. The transcript is spliced from 21 exons. Bases 152 to 2713 code for a protein of 853 amino acids. Gene Ontology annotation, cellular component: cytoskeleton.
CAUGCCCCGCGGUCGCACUGUGUUGAUGUUAUCAACUUCGGAAGGUGGUGAGACAUGCAUUUUCUAUGCAUAAUGUGAGAAUUUCUGCUUAUACAAAUGGUCGAAGAAUACGAACUCGCUCAAUAGGAGUAUUCAUUUAGCUACGGGAGGUAUGCCUUUAGGUCUUCUCUGUACCAAAGGGUCCAGGGAUGAAGUCUCCGCCAAGUUGACUGCACGUGUCGAAUUGUUGGACGACUCGUCUUUCGACUUAAUUUUGACCGAUGGAUCAACUGGAGCCGAUUGUUUGGAAAUAAUCGCCGAGAAACUGGGAUUAACAGAGACUGCAUACUUUGGGCUCCAGUACAGAAAGAAAGGCGAUGACUGGUGGUUGGAUCUUGCUAAACCUGUUGCCAAGCAACUUAGUAACCAUGGCAGGAUUGCUGCUGUUGUGACGUUAAAGUUCAGAGUAAAAUACUUUGUGUGUAAUGCAUACUCACUACAAGAAGAAAUAGCAAGGUAUCUGUAUUACCUUCAGUUGAAGAAGAAUGUAUUGGCAGGGCUGCUUCUCUGCGAUGAGCAAGCAGCUGUUGUGUUGGCAUCUUACAUUGCACAAGCUGAGUUUGGUGAUGCUGAUGAAGAGAAUCACCAUAACUAUGCUAAGGAUUUUGUUCUCCUUCCCUGUACAUUGGUACCAGUCCAUACCCAGAAUGAGCUGAGUCAGCAGAUUAAAGAACUUCACACAAACCUCAGAGGCCUUAGUGCUCAUGAUGCAGAAAUGGAGUUCAUUCGUCUUGUUCAGCAACUUGAAGGUUAUGGGGACGAGUAUUAUCCUGCCAAGGACAAUAAUGGAUACGUUCUACUUAUUGGAGCAACAUUUCUUGGCAUAGUUAUACGUCACCCACAUGGCCUUCCACCAGUCUAUUUCAAAUGGCCUGAUAUUGUACGAAUCACUCAUAGUAAAAAGUAUUUCUGUAUUGAAACCAUCAAGUCAUUGAAUACUAUCCAGUUUGAAAUGGAAAGCAGGGAAAUGGCAAAGUAUGUUUGGAAAAUGUUUGUGGGACACCACAGGUUCAGGCGCAUGAAUGUAACCAGAACUCCUCUGGAAUCUGAACGCACAAGGCCUCCCAAAGCUAUGAAGAUUGCAAGACAAUUAACCCUAAAAAGAGUAGAUAAAGCUGAUGGUGUUAACGAGAUUCAAGUGAAUGGCAAAGUUGAUAAAGCACAAUCAACAGGAGGAAUUGUCAAUCCCGUGUUUGAUGAUGCAGGAGACGCAGACAAUGAACUGAACUCUAGCGAAGAGGACAUCACGCAAGCUACUGCAACUAGCUUCCAAACUGAACCAAUUAUCCAUAGAACUUACUCAAAUGAUAAAGGCAUAAUACCAAGACCAUUGUCAUCUUGUAUCCCUGUGAGGGAUGUCAGUGAGUCAAUUGAGAGAGUUUCUGACAGGCCUGUGUCGGUUGACUUUUCAUCCAUUCAAGAAGGACGCCCAAUCAUGCCUGUGCAGGCAGCUCAUAAGGGAGCGGGAAGCUCGGUGUCCGUUGACUCAGGGCAUCCUCCUGGAUCUAUGGAAUUCACAAAUGGUGGGGCCUCACUUAAUAACCUUGACGAAAUUGAGGAUGGAAAUCCAAUGGUAGAACAGUCCUUAGAUGUAAAUGCCACCACAGUUUAUGAAACCACACCUGUAUAUCAACCUACUCGACCUCAAUCCCUGAACCUGGAGUUGAUGGAGAUCAACGCGGAUAACUCUAGCGUGGUGACGGGCCAUACUAGUGGGUACAGCACCUCUGCUGACUCAGAUGAGGAACCCUCAGCGCACGAACAGAGCAGCCCUGAGAUACCUUUGUCACGAGAACAACAGCUUGCAGAGCUUGAGAAGAUGCUUGCGGAAGGCCAGGUUUACACCGAGUACCAGAAGACGUCUAGAAAAAGCGAGACUCUUGGCCUAUCCACUGGGCAACUCCCGACUAAUGCAGACAAGAACAGAUAUCAAGAUGUUCUACCAUACGAGGAAACUAGAGUUCAUCUGAAUCCUCGACACAACGGCAGCAAUAGUGAUUACAUCAAUGCUAAUAUAAUUCGGAUAAAGGUCGGCCGUGAUAUAUAUCGAUACAUCGCCGCGCAGGGGCCCAUGACCAACACCUUGAACGAUUUCUGGCAGAUGAUAUGGGAGCAGAAUGUGCAUGUGGUUGUCAUGGCAACCGAAGAAAAGUCUGCCAGUAGUUGUAACUGUCAUCGCUACUGGCCUGAGGAAGUAGGCCAAGCCGAAGACUUCGGUCACGUCCGAGUAUUUACCGAAGACAUUCGAGACUCUUCGCCGUACAAAACUCGACGCUUCCGUCUCCAGCACAUGCCAACAAAACAACAGCGGACUGUGUAUCACGUGCAGUUCACGGACUGGCCCGACCACAGGGUUCCCGAUGACCCAACGAGCUUUCUUGAGUUUUUAGACCAAGUGGAAUCCCUGCGUCAGCGUACAAGUACAACUCGUUCUUCCGUCCACGAGAGCAAACCGCCUGUCCUGGUGCACUGUACGGCCGGGGUAGGACGCACUGGAGUCAUCAUUCUCACUGAUCUUAUGAUCGCGUGCAUACAAAAUAACAAGCGCAUUAAUAUUCAUCAUGCAUUGGUUCGUCUUCGCCGACAGCGGAUGCUUCUGGUCGCGAACUUCGGUCAGUAUCGCUUCGUCUAUUCAACGGUCAUCCAUUACAUCAAGAACAGCCGCCUGAUAUGAGAAACCCUCACCCUGCGCCCCGCUGAGCUGGUCAGCGGUCACGCAUCCAGACUUAAAAAAUCGCAGACAGAUUUCAUCCUUAACUUAUUAUAAGAAAAUAUAAUUUUUAUUCGUUUGGCCGUUUUAUAUAUCAAUUUUCACGGAAUAUGCAAUAUCUUUUAGGUUUAUUACAUUAAUAAAGUUUUAUCAUCAAAUCAUAAAUAUAAUGAAUAAAAUACUUAAAUUUUUAAUAUGCGAGAAAAAAAUCUUAUCGUUAUGUAAAUAUCACACAACUUUCCGUAGCUUGAGUCUUUCGUACGUAUUUCCUUCGCUUGUAGAGCUUGAAUGGCAGCGCGACUGUUUAAUUCCUCAAUAAACUGAAUUGAGCACUUGAAA